Messenger RNA from Rana temporaria (common frog), 2688 nucleotides. RefSeq names its product nuclear receptor subfamily 1 group I member 2 (gene NR1I2). Gene Ontology annotation, biological process: positive regulation of transcription by RNA polymerase II; negative regulation of transcription by RNA polymerase II; cell differentiation. The record is from RefSeq and is a predicted model, not a curated record. The coding region runs from base 217 to 1404 and encodes 395 amino acids. Lineage: Eukaryota; Metazoa; Chordata; Amphibia; Anura; Ranidae. The transcript is spliced from 9 exons. Gene Ontology annotation, molecular function: nuclear receptor activity; zinc ion binding; RNA polymerase II cis-regulatory region sequence-specific DNA binding.
CUCCAGUCUGGAUUACGGCUGGUGGCCGCUGUCAGUGCGGAGAUCUCCGGGGAGAGUGAGAGCCGGACGGAGGUGAGAGCCGGACCGGGGGGGGCCACACCGAGCCAGACUCCGCACUGACCCCCUGGUUAUCCUUUUGCGAUUUCACCGUGCGUAGGAGGAAGCCGCACUCUCCGGACGAGAAGUGGCGGGGUCCCCGGCCUCCACCGCCCAGCCAUGUCCCUGGAGCAGAGAACCGUCCUACUGGAGGAAGACGAGGAGGAGGAAGAAGAAACCUCCAACAGCCCCGGAACCUGGGACGACGAUGAGGAGGACGACGACGGCGAGCCGAAAAUCUGCCGCGCCUGCGGGGACAAGGCCACCGGCUAUCACUUCAACGCCAUGACCUGCGAGGGCUGCAAAGGCUUCUUCAGGCGUGCGAUGAAGAAAAAUGUGCGUCUCAGUUGUCCUUUCCAGAACUCCUGCGUCAUUAACCAAAACAACCGACGUCACUGCCAGGCCUGCCGACUGAAGAAGUGCCUGGACAUCGGGAUGAGGAAGGAGUUGAUCAUGUCGGACGAGGCGGUGAAGAUGCGACGGGCGCUCAUUAGGAAGAAGCAGAGGUUGGUGCAGUUUCAGAGCGUGUCCCCCAAUCCCGGCCUGACGGGGGAGCAGCGAUCGCUGGUGGAGCAGCUCGCCGAAGCCCAGAAGAAGACCUUCGAUUCCAACUUCGCCCAUUUCAACAAUUUUCGGCCCGUCAGACGACACAUGAACCUCACAGACUUCUCGCAGCACUCCUCCUCCUCCUCCUCCCCCCACGUCUUUACCAUGUUACCUCAUAUCUCCGACCUCGUCACCUAUGUGAUCGAGGGAGUCAUCAGCUUCGCCAAAAUCGUCCCUCGCUUCAGGACUCUGUCGAUCGAGGAUCAGAUCGCGCUCCUGAAGGGAAGCGCACUGGAGCUGGCCAUAAUCCGAUUCAACACCCCCUUUAACCCAAAGACGUGUAGCUGGGAGUGCGGCAAGAUCACGUACAACCUCCGGGACAUGGCGCUGGCCGGAUUCCGCCAAAUCUUCCUGGAGCCGCUGAUCAGAUUUCACUGUAUGCUGAAGAAGCUCAACCUGAACAUGGAGGAAUACGCACUGAUGCAGGCCAUCUGUCUGUUCUCCUCCGAUCGCCCCGGUGUCACCGACCGAGAAAACAUUGAUCGGAUCCAGGAGCAUUUAGCACUGACACUGAUGUCGCACAUAGAGGCUGAGCGGCAAUCUCAGGAGUACAGGUUUCUGUUUGCGAAGAUCAUGGAGUGCCUGACGGAAAUGCGCACGGUGAGCGAUGAGCACAGCAGGCAGGUCCUCCACAUUUGGGACAUCCAGCCGGGCUACACGCCUCUCCUGCUGGAAGUCUUCAGCAAAGUGAACGAUGAAUGACGAACACCCUCCCGUUGCGUAUUUUUUGGGGGGACAGGUUAGGAACCGGUGCAAGUAAAGCUACUUGGUUACCUGAGACACUAAAUGUCCCUCCUAAGACUGAUGCUGCUCCCUUCCGAAAACAAAACGGGUAACGGAAACUCUACUGAAUAUGAAUCCACAUCCUCCUUCUCCAAUUGUUCACCUUUUGUUACUGUUGUGAACACUACAUGGACCAGCAACUCUAACCUCAGGACAAUCUCUUAUCAGGGAAACAGAAUGUGCCAAUCGCAAGAUGCUGGAUCUACGGGAACCGUCCAUGGUCAUCUCAUGGCCUGUAAUCUACUGGCUUCUCUGGUGGCAUCAGCCAAGACAGAAGAUAAGCUACAACCACCUGCCCAUAAUGUGACAUGAACCACAGGGGGGCGCCGAUGAGGGAGGUACAGGCUGUACUACUGUAUAGGGUCUGAGCCCCAUCUGAUCAUUAGAAAUGCCCAGCAGGGCUUGUGGGCAGCAGGCCCUGUCAGGCUGUAUGGGACCCCAUGAUUUCUAAUGUUGGCCCUGGGGCACAAUGUGAUGGGGCAUGAUGGGAACCAUCCAUGGUCAUCUCAUGGCCUGUAAUCUACUGGCUUCUCUGGUGACAUUAGCCAAGACAGAAGAUAAGCUACAACCACCUGCCCAUAAUGUGAGGUUAGGGUCAGCAUUAGGGUUGGAAAGAUGGGCAUUAAGAAACGGGGAUCCAAACCCCAACGCUGACCCUAACCUGACCCCAAAGCUGACCCUAAGCUUAAUUGUAAUGCAGAUCAUAAUUUUUAUUCCAACACUGACCUUAACCUUGACUCCGAAGCUGACCCCAGUGUUAACCGUAACCUUAUUACCAAAGAUGCUCCUAACCUUUUGGUACCAUGGUCUUUAAAUUGCUCCUGAGGUUUACAGAAGAUAUUUUACCCAUAAUGGACCUGUUGCAUUAGAAAAGGGCCCUCAUUAGCUAGGAAGAUGAUUGAUAUUGAGAAACGUGGGCAUUCAAACCCUAACCCCGACCCCCAACCUUGACCCCGGAGCUGACCCCCAAGCUGUAAUGCCGUGUGCGCGGCUCGCACCGAUUUUAUAUAGGCCUCUUAUGACGUCACAGUCCCAUCAUGCUCCGGGUGCAUGUGGUCUGGCACUGUUAAGGAGUAAUUUAAAGACCAUGGUACCAAAAGGUUAGGAGCAUCAUUGGAAUUAAGGUUGGGGUUAGACAUGUGCACUGCCAAAAAAUUCAUUUUUUUUCGUUAUUUUCUUUUUUUUUUUUCUUUUUUUCGGAAA